Miniopterus natalensis is the source of this 1317-nucleotide messenger RNA. It is a transcript of the gene PDRG1, whose product is annotated as p53 and DNA damage regulated 1. Gene Ontology annotation, cellular component: prefoldin complex. Gene Ontology annotation, biological process: protein folding. Lineage: Eukaryota; Metazoa; Chordata; Mammalia; Chiroptera; Miniopteridae. The record is from RefSeq and is a predicted model, not a curated record.
UCGAGCCGGAGCGGAGGCGCAGCGGGCGGGCACCAUGCUGUCGCCAGAGGCGGAGCGGGUGCUGCAGUACCUGGUGGAGGUGGAGGAGCUCGCCGAGGCGGUGCUGUCGGACAAGCGGCAGAUUGUGGAUCUGGACACCAAAAGGAAUCAGAACCGAGAGGGCCUGAGGGCCCUACAGAAAGAUCUCAACCUUUCUGAAGAUGUGAUGGUUUGCUUCGGGAACAUGUUUAUCAAGAUGCCUCACCCUCAGACAAAGGAAAUGAUUGAGAAAGAUCAGGAUCAUCUGGAUAAAGAAAUAGAGAAACUCCGGAAACAACUUAAAGUGAAGGUCAACCGCCUCUUUGAGGCCCAAGGCAAACCGGAGCUGAAGGGUUUUAACCUGACCCCCCUCAACCAGGAUGAACUUAAAGCUCUCAAGGUCAUCUUGAAAGGAUGAAAAAAAUUCGAGAACCAAGAUAGGGGGCUUAAGACCAGCAUCCCCCUUUGGAUCGUGUAGGACCCACAACUCUCCAACCCUGGCACCUGCAAGGACAGGAUCUACUCUGCAAGGUCAUAGGCACCAACAAUCUGGCCAUGGCUCCUGUAUGCAGCCUCUUUAUCUGUAGCAGUUGACUGCUCUGUGACAGCAGCAGGGAACCCUCAGCCUGCCAGUGUCUGCCAGGCCUGACCACUGGGGCUGAAUGGACACAAGACCUAUUGACAGGCCUAGCAGCCAUCAGUGGGUGGGUGGGGGCAGCGCCUGUGGGGGUAUGAGAAUGACUGCAACAGACACUUAACAGUGGCCUGCUGUUUAAGUGGGCCCUGGGCGGGGAAGAAGGGAGAGGGGAAGAGUGGGAGCUUCAUUCCAGCAUUCCUCUCGGAAAGGGAGCCGGCAUUUUCAAGCAGCUUGUGUAACAAUUGGAAUAAAGCAGGAGGCUCACAGGUGGUUCUGAAUGGAGGACAGUCUUGGUGCUUUGUGGUCCACCACAACUAUCUGUGGAGCAGACAUACCAUUUCUCCCCACUGGCUCCAUUUUGGCCUGUUUUUCCUGCUUGCUCCCAGACAGCCCAGAGUGGGUGCUGCUUAUCAACCCCCCGCAGCUGCUCUUUCCUCAGGAAGGCCUUGCAGAGUCCUGCACCAGAGAUGGGUGAGGGAGACCGCCUUACAUGCUGCGUGCAUUCAGGACGCCCCCCCACCCUCUGAAAGCGGGGCCAGGGCAGCGCUGCUCUCCGAGUUCCCCUGCCUUCAGUGGUCUUGGGUCCUAAUGUGAAUGUGCUGUGAGGGCAUCACGGUGUCCUUCCUGUUCAUUGAGGGCUCAAUAAAGGCUACCUAAAUGAA